Messenger RNA from Beta vulgaris subsp. vulgaris (sugar beet), 477 nucleotides. RefSeq lists its product as uncharacterized. The record is from RefSeq and is a predicted model, not a curated record. Gene Ontology annotation, molecular function: zinc ion binding. NCBI's taxonomy places the organism in Eukaryota, Viridiplantae, Streptophyta, Magnoliopsida, Caryophyllales, Amaranthaceae. Bases 1 to 477 code for a protein of 158 amino acids. The transcript has a single exon.
AUGUAUGAAGUUAGUCAUAGGGGUGAUCAGUUGAAAGUUGAUUUGGCUUUGUGGACAUGUACUUGUUAUCACUGGCAGUUGACAGGCAUCCCUUGUGUGCAUGCAUUUAGAUGCAUUUUGGAGAAGAAUGCUGAUCCAAAUGACUAUGUUGAUGCAGCCUAUAGUAGAGAGACAUAUUUACAUGCAUAUAGCCAAGCCAUCAACCCCAUGCCUGGUGUUAAUUACUGGAAAAAAAUUGAUCUACCCCAUCCUCUACCACCAGUUCAUAAGAUUAUGCCUGGGAGACCUAAUUUGAAAAAGAGGAAAAAGGAAAAGGGGAAGAGGCUGAACAAAAAGCAAAGAAGGUUAAGAUGGCAAAGUGCAAAUGCAGCAAUUGUGGUCAAGUGGGACACAAUAAAAGGGGAUGCAAAGCUACAACAGUUUCAGCAAAUACAAAAGAAGUUGGGAGGCCUCCUAGCACUUCACAAUGGGCAGUAG